ACGAUCGUCUGUGAAAUGUGACAUCAUAUAUCCGCGACAAGAACUGACACACCAUAGAGAUUUACCAGAGAAUCAUGGAGGCGUUGUGGCGAUAUGUCAGUUUAUAGUGAAAGUGUGUUUUUAUUUUUACACAACGAUAUUUUUACGUUACGUAACGGGAAUAUUUCGAGAAUUGGCUAUGGAUUCUGAAUUCUCCGAUGGCGAAGGGUUUGGAAUUGAAGUGAUUAUAGAUGCUAAAGACGGAAAAGCACCAUGUUGUCCCCAUGGCCCCACGCUGCUAUUUGAGAAGCUGUGCGGAGGCGGAGAGACGCAGGGCAGGCGCUUCUACGCCUGCUCCGCCUGCAGGGACAGAAAAGACUGCAGCUUCUUCCAGUGGGAGGAUGAGAAGGUUUCCCAGGCUAGGCUCUUGGCCCGAGAGAAGGAAAAUCAAUCAAAGCAGCCUCCUUAUUCUCAUCAGGAAUACUGCUCCAGGUUCAGGGAGUUUGUGUCCUUGCCCCUGGACCAGAGGAGGUUCUGCCAAGACUGUCAGCUCCUGCUUCUCCCCAAUGAGUGGAGCGAGCACGCCACUCACAGGGUGCUCGGUGAUGACAUCACAGUGGCCCGUCUGAGGAGGCCGAGCCUGCUGCUGUGUCCCCUGGAGAACAAGAAGAGCAAUGCGCAGUACCUGUUCGCUGAUCGCAGCUGCCACUUCCUGCUGGACCUGCUGGCCAGUUUGGGGUUCAGCAAGGUGCUCUGUGUUGGGACUCCCCGACUCCAUGAGCUGAUGAAGAUCCGCAACCAGGAAACAGGAAAGGAAGUUCUGAGGAGCCUCCUACUGGACAUUGAUUUCAGGUAUGCUCAGUUCUGCAGCGAAAAUGAAUUUUGCCACUAUAACAUGUUCAACCACCACUUUUUUAACCCUGAGGGAGCCGAAGCCGUUUUUAAGGCCUUCUUGAGCGAGGAAGGCCCCGAGAAGGUUGUCAUGGUGACCGACCCACCAUUCGGGGGGCUGGUGAAACCCCUGGCGCACAGUUUCUCCCGAAUCUCAGACGCGUGGAAGAUCCUCCAGGGUCCAGAGAGCAGCAGUAAGGAGAUGCCCAUGGUCUGGAUCUUCCCCUACUUCUUUGAGUCCCGCAUCUUGGAAUGCUUCCCCUCCUUCUCCAUGUUGGAUUAUCAGGUAUGCCGUACACACCCUGGUGCUGAGGGUCUGGAGGGUGUGUUGAGUCAUUCCCCAGUAAGUGUGUUUGAAAGGUCGAAGGGCUUCAGACUGCACUUGCUAGCAUUUCCCCUAACCCCUCAACGCCUAAGGGGCCUCACCUUCCAAAACAUCGUCGGCUUCACUGUGACCUGCUACGCAGUUCUGGGGCACACACUGAAUGGGUACCUUGGAUGGCUAAUUAUAAUCGAUCGACCGGUGAAAUCCUUCUUUUUAAUUAGCGUAGCGCCUGUGUUGACGUUGCAGUGGCGGAAGCUGUCGCAAAGUGAAUGCGAGGCGCUUUCUGGUUUUCUUUCUGUGGAAGUGCUUUGUCGUAGCGUCCCGUCUCCUGUCCCGGUGACCGGUGACUCUUUUGUCGGGGCCCUUCGCAGGUUCUGCUCUGUCUGCGAGAGGUACGUGUCCUCGGGGAACCGGCACUGCCCCGUCUGUGACGCCUGCACCUCGAAGGACGGGCGGGAGUGGAGGCACUGCGCGCCGUGUAAUAAGUGCGUAAAACCCUCCUGGCUCCACUGCUCUGCGUGUGGCCGGUGUGCCCUGCCGGACCACCCCUGUGGGAGGGGCCAGACUGGCUGCUUCACGUGCAGCAGCCUGGGGCACAAGCGCAGGGCGUGUCCUCACAGUGGCAAACUCAGAGAGAACAGAGGUCAGGCCGCAGGGAGGAGACCCGGAGCAAACCUGUCCAAACAGAUCGCCAGCAGAGUCGCAGUCAGGAAGGGCAAACCAUCUCGCACAUCAAAGGCACACAAAGUCACGUGACCUCCCUGUGCUGCACUUCCUGCAGAACGCAUGUUUGUACGUGUAUAUGCAUCUUGGAAGUGCUCAAAAUAUUUUGUAUUAAAGAUUUUUCUUCUUCUGUAGAUAACAGUUUGCUUUUUGCAUCUCAAAUGGUAUAUAGAGAACAACUGAAUUAAUGGUAUUUCAUGUGAAAGUAUUCACAAUCAGUUAUUGUGAAAACAGAUUCUUUUUGGAAUAUAUAUAUAUAUAGUAGUUCUGGGAGCACAGAAACUACAUUAAGGUCUGUAAACACUCCAGUCUCAUUCCUAUUCUAUCAUGUCAUAUACAUAGUCUUUGCAGUGCAUUGAAUAAAAUGGGCUUCUCGUAAAUAGCAUUACUCAAACCACAGAAAAUAAAACACCUCAUAAUAAACUCUUGGCCAUGAGCAGAGCUCCACUAACAGUUUACAUGCAGGUUGAUUACAAGGCCGUUCAUGUUUGAAUAGAUGUAGCGUAGCCGUGGGGUUUUUCCAGCGAUCAUACUGGUUCUCCUCCACCAGGGGGCAGAGUGCUACAGGAAUGCUAGAAUGCAAAGCGAACUAACAUGGCAUUGCAGGUUCCCACAUCCUGUUUAUGUGUGGUCAGUUUAAAAGGCUAAUAUUCAUGUUUCUCUCUUUAUGUGAAAGACCUCAGUGGGAAUGUAUCUGAGUUUUGUGGUAACCAGUAAGGUGCUACUGUGAAGCUGUUACCCCGACUAACAUGUUGAUGUGAUUGGCCCAAAAGUGCCGUCUGGUGGCUGUAAAUGUAGUACUGGCAUGCUGAGCAGAUUUAUGCUGGCAUUUAAUGUCAACUGUUGUUUUUUUUUCCUGAACAGCUGGGUUAUAAGGCUGUUUUUGAUGACUGUAAUUCUGGCAAUACUGACUGCCAAACAUGCUUUGGCUACAAUUAAAACAUAAAAGUGUAGAUAAAAGUA
Molecule: messenger RNA, 2881 nt
Organism: Anguilla rostrata (American eel)
Lineage: Eukaryota; Metazoa; Chordata; Actinopteri; Anguilliformes; Anguillidae
Gene: zcchc4
Product: zinc finger, CCHC domain containing 4
Exons: 12
Coding region: 179-1951 (590 amino acids)
Biological process (GO): rRNA methylation
Cellular component (GO): cytoplasm; nucleolus
Molecular function (GO): nucleic acid binding; rRNA (adenine-N6-)-methyltransferase activity; zinc ion binding
Source: RefSeq, a predicted model, not a curated record